Molecule: messenger RNA, 1486 nt
Organism: Eptesicus fuscus (big brown bat)
Lineage: Eukaryota; Metazoa; Chordata; Mammalia; Chiroptera; Vespertilionidae
Gene: GPBAR1
Product: G protein-coupled bile acid receptor 1
Exons: 2
Coding region: 318-1355 (345 amino acids)
Biological process (GO): G protein-coupled receptor signaling pathway
Cellular component (GO): membrane
Molecular function (GO): G protein-coupled bile acid receptor activity
Source: RefSeq, a predicted model, not a curated record
GCCAGUAGCUGGAAAGGGGAAGAUUGGGUCCAGCAGGACAGGAGGAAGGCCUCCCACUUGCUAAAGCCAGGGUGUGCCAGGUCCCACCCUCAGAGGCGGGGCUAGGCUAAGCCCGUGGCCACAGUUCCAUCCCUCCAGAACCCAGGCAAGAGCAGAGCCUGGGCUGCCACGAGCCUGGGGCCCUACUAUCCCAGAGUGGAGGCACCAUGUUCUCCCCGGCCGGGACAUCAGACAUCUCCAGAGGCCCUGCAGGGCCAGCUGCAGCAGUUCCCUGACACAGGACAGCCCAGGCUGACGAGCACCUGUCUCCAACUGCCAUGCAUGUCGGCCGUUGCUCCAGAUUUUCCGUCCCCAGACCCAAGAUGACACCCAACAGCACCAGGGAGGUGCCCGGCGCUGUUCCCAUGGGAGCCUUUGGGCUCUCCCUGGUCCUGGCAAGCCUCAUCGUGGUGGCCAACCUGCUCCUGGCCCUGGGCAUUGCCGGGGACCGCCGCCUGCGCAGCCUGCCUGCUGGCUGCUUCUUCCUGAGCCUGCUGCUCGCUGGGCUGCUCACAGGGCUGGCACUGCCCACACUGCCAGGCCUGUGGCGCCAGAGCCGCCGAGGCUACUGGUCCUGUCUCUUCCUCUACUUAGCUCCCAACUUCUCCUUCCUCUCCCUGCUCGCCAACCUGCUGCUGGUGCACGGGGAGCGCUACAUGGCAGUGCUGCGGCCUCUCCGAGCCCCUGGGAGCGCUCGGCUGGCCCUGCUCCUCACCUGGGCUGGCCCCCUGCUCUUCACCAGCCUGCCCGCUCUGGGGUGGAACCACUGGGCCCCUGGUGCCAACUGCAGCUCCCAGGCUGUCUUCCCAGCCCCCUACCUCUACCUCGAAGUCUAUGGGCUGCUGCUGCCUGCCGUGGGUGCUGCAGCCCUUCUCUCUGCCCGUGUGUUGUUCACUGCCCAUCGCCAGCUACAGGACAUCCGCCGGCAGGAACGGGCAGUGUGCCGCGGGGUGCCCUCGGCCCUGGCCCGGGCCCUUACCUGGAGGCAAGCGAGGGCACAGGCUGGAGCCACACUGCUCUUUGGGCUUUGCUGGGGACCCUACGUGGCCACCCUGCUCCUCUCGGUGCUGGCCUAUGAGCAGCGCCCACCGCUGGGGCCUGGAACUCUGCUGUCCCUUGUUUCACUGGGCAGUGCCAGUGCAGCGGCCGUGCCUGUGGCCAUGGGGCUGAGUGAUCAGCGCUACACAGCUCCCUGGAGGGCAGCUGCCCGAAGGUGGCGCCGGGUGCUGCGGGCAAGAGCCUCACGGAGCAGUCCUGGCCCCGGCACUGCCUACUGCACCAGUAGCCAAAGCAGCAUGGACCUGGACUUGAACUAGGGGCAGGGCCUCUGCUCACUCCUACGAGAAUCGUCCAUCCAUCUCAGCCAUGCCUGUCUCCACUUGUCUGCACACCCCUGGAUCAGAGACCCUGCCCUUUUUUAUUGGUGGAAUAAAGCUCCUCUGGCCGA